Leptosomus discolor (cuckoo roller) is the source of this 502-nucleotide messenger RNA. The record is from RefSeq and is a predicted model, not a curated record. NCBI's taxonomy places the organism in Eukaryota, Metazoa, Chordata, Aves, Leptosomiformes, Leptosomidae.
AGAAAUGGCGCCUCGUAAGGGCAAGGAGAAGAAGGAAGAACAGGUCAUCAGCCUGGGACCUCAGGUUGCUGAAGGAGAAAACGUUUUCGGCGUCUGCCAUAUCUUUGCUUCCUUCAAUGACACUUUUGUCCACGUGACUGACCUCUCUGGCAAGGAAACCAUCUGCCGCGUGACUGGCGGCAUGAAGGUGAAGGCGGACAGAGACGAGUCGUCCCCCUACGCGGCGAUGCUGGCGGCCCAGGACGUGGCCCAGAGGUGCAAGGAGCUGGGCAUCACUGCCCUGCACAUCAAGCUGCGCGCCACCGGUGGGAACAGGACCAAGACGCCUGGACCUGGCGCCCAGUCAGCCCUGCGAGCCCUGGCCCGAUCUGGGAUGAAGAUCGGCCGCAUCGAGGAUGUCACCCCCAUCCCCUCGGACAGCACGCGCAGAAAGGGUGGUCGCCGUGGACGUCGUCUGUAGACAGCGCUGCACCUCUGGCUAUUAAAGCUCUUUUAAACCCUU